Messenger RNA from Meleagris gallopavo (turkey), 684 nucleotides. Lineage: Eukaryota; Metazoa; Chordata; Aves; Galliformes; Phasianidae. The record is from RefSeq and is a predicted model, not a curated record.
AAGGAAGCCAUUCCCUUUCCCUUUUGAUUGUCUCUCAGCUUCUGGAAGCAGAGCUGUAUUUUGUGUAGAAAACCAAGAGCUUGGGGUUUCCAAGUGCCUCCUGUCUCCCUGGUUGUCCAGGCUCGUAUUAAGAUAGCUGCUAUGCACCCAUCCCAGCUGUGAGGGCCUGCAGAGUUGCAGCACCCAAUUCCCAUCCAAGCACGAUGCCGGUGCACUACGUGACCUACAAAGGCAUUAAAUUCCCUCCUGCCUACAACUCCAUGCACAGCUUGAGUUUUGCCCACAACGAGUUCCUGGUGCGGGACGACGACGUCUUCAACAUCACCUACCCUAAAUCUGGCACCGUGUGGAUGACUGAGAUCCUGAGCCUCAUUCGCAGCCAUGGCCACCCCAGCUGGAACCAAAGUGUCCUCAAUUCUGACCGCAUGCCUUGGUUCUCAACCCGCCUGGGUCUGGAGGCAGCCCUCAGCUACCCCUCACCUCGCCUGCUGACCUGCCACCUCCCCAGGCACAUCUUCCCCAAGUCUUUCUCCCAUUCCACUGCCAAGGUUAUCUACACCCUACGGGAUCCUCGAGAUGUUGUUGUCUCCUACUUCUACUUCUGCCAGAUGUGCAACAGCUAUGAGGACCCCGUGUCCUUUGAGCAGUUCUUGAUGGACUUUCUCAGUGGAGAGUGUAAGUGUG